AUGAAGGUCACCGACGCGGCCGUAAACCCAUCCGACGAAGCUUGCUGUACCUGCGCGAAGCUGCUCAGCUCCGUGCCGAGGUACAGCGCUGCCACUGAGAAGCCUCUGCCGGACGACAGGCGACUCGAGUGCUGCGCUCGUGUAAUCUGCGGGAACUGUAUCCAUGAAAACACCCGCUUCGCAUCCUACUGCCCAUACUGCCAGACAUCCACAGCGCCCUCCGUGCUACCCCCAAACCUCAAAGACCCGCCAUCGUACACCUCCGUCCCGCCAUCCCACCACCUCUCCUCCGGCGCCCCGGCGGCCCCGCCCCCGCCGUACACAUACACCUCACCCGACGCCGGCGCCGACGAAGAACUCAACGAAAAGAGCAGCGGCGCCUCCUCCUCGACCGCCACGCCCCCCGAAGACACCCUCCACUUCCUAAACCACGACACGGACACAAUCGCCUCCCUCUCCCUCCGCUACGGCGUCCCCGCCGCCGUCCUCCGCCGCAGCAACAACAUCACCAGCGACCACCUCCUCCACGGACGCCGUACCGUCCUCGUCCCGGGCGCCUACUACGCCGCCGGCGUCAGCCUCUCCCCGCGACCCGUCGAGGGCGAGGAGGAGGAGCUGCGCAAGAGCCGCAUCCGCCGCUUCAUGACGGGCUGUAAAGUCUCCGACUACGACGUCGCCGUGCUGUACCUCGAGCAGGUCGGCUACGACCUCGCCGCCGCCAUGGAAGCGUACGCCGACGACGAGGCGUGGGAGAAGAGUCAUCCCGUCCAGGACGGCGGCGGCGGCGGCGGCGGCGGCAGGGGGAAGAACAAGGCCAAAGCUGCACCGCGGAAUCGGGGGCCGUUUUGGAGGGGAUCUGCGUAA
Colletotrichum scovillei is the source of this 864-nucleotide messenger RNA. RefSeq lists its product as uncharacterized. The record is from RefSeq and is a predicted model, not a curated record. Lineage: Eukaryota; Fungi; Ascomycota; Sordariomycetes; Glomerellales; Glomerellaceae. The coding region runs from base 1 to 864 and encodes 287 amino acids. The transcript has 2 exons.